UGUAUUGGCCCUUUUAUUAAGGACAUCUUGCCAUCUGUUACUUGGUACAACUACCUGGUCUACACAGGUUUUCCCUUUCAGAGAGUUCUGCAAAGAUCUGUGUUCGGGUGCGUCUCCGUCACUGAAGCGCCCGAUUUGCGACGUACUUUGUACCCCUCUAUCUACAACCCCUAUCUUCUGGAAAUCCACAGUAAUACACUUCCCUCCUUUUUCCCUAAAAAUCCAUCCCUUCCAGCCCUCUCGGGCUCUCUUCUCCGCCAGCUCUCGGAGCGAGUACACGUCCUAUCGCCCUAUCACGCCAAACUGUUGCGCCAUAGUAAUUCACUUCCGUGUAAGAUCGCUGCUUCUUAAAGUUUUCCUCGCUACGCGAAUCCCCACGGAUUCCCCUUCAAAUCGCCAUACGAUCUUCACCUCCGCGUGCGUCCCAUUUCACGACCGCAUGGUCCCCAAACCUCUCAUCGCUAUUUUCCCUUAAUAUAUCAUCUCCUUCUUCCAUCUACCAUCAUUAUAAUCCCGCGAACGAGUCACCCUUUCAUUCUCCCCCGAAGACUCCAUCUACUACCUGGAUUGCAUCGUCUCAUUCUCAUCGCCACUGGAUUGAUCAUCCAUCAUCAUCAUCCUCAACGACGCUGCAGGAACCAGGUCGGUAUACCGGCCUAAUCAUCGCCGAACAACGCACGAUAUCGCAUUCAGGAGACAUUCACCGCUUUCCGGUCUUCAUCGCCUUCAGAGGGAUUCAUCGCCUUUAGACCGUCAUCGCCUAAACAUCUCCAAUACGAUCAUCGGCCAUCUUGUAAGCCAUAGAAAUUUCAUUAAACAGUGAGUCUUCAAUUACUCCUUUCGUUCAUUAUUUAUUCCUUCAUCUAACCAUUCCUAAACUAACAUCCCUUAUUCAAUCAGGAAUCUUCCAUUCCCGUUAGUGCCGAAACAAUCUUCUUAUUAACUUCAACUCCUCUCUCCUGGUGGUGUUCGUCGGCGCCAUUUUGAUUUUGGCUGCUGGCGAACAAUCUGAAUAAAUGUUAUUGAGAAGGCGCUGGGUCCGGAGCAUCGUGCAACAUCCCAACCGAUGGGAGAGUAUCGCAUUGUGAUACAAGACCAUUCCUUUCCGAUUAAUCAAUUCUGGACGUUUUGUGUUAAUUAUACGAGUCAGUCGGGUUAACUGUGAGAAAUAGACAACUGAGUUGUUCUGCUUGGCGGUAGCACCUAGUAGUGAACAACACCUUUAAAAUCCUACCUCAUAGAAAGCAUUAUUUCAUUUACGUCUGCAUUCGAGGAAGUUUUCGGCGGUUUCGCCCUGGUCCUUAUUAUUUCUUUCCAAUCACGUUAUUGCAGAGGACGGAUUUUUAUAUCUAGUAUUAGUACUUUAUAAGUGGGUAAUGGACAUGGAGUUAACGUAUACAGCACCAAAACAUUAUCCCUGACCAGAACGAUCUGAAGCUACUAAGCUACUUACUUUUCUCCUUCAUCCUCUACGAGUCAUGUUCUUCGUUCGUUAUUUCAAUACACAUAUUUGUAUACGUGUGAUUGUGAACUUUUUACUUUUAAUCACUUUAUAGUCAAUUUGUGUGGGUUCGAUUCAAUCCUUAUUUCCUUCGAUAAACCCGAACAAAAUGUACUCCAGUUUCAAUGAAAAACAGCUGACAAAGGCAUUCGGGCCAUUUUGUCAAUUUAAAAUUUAUACUUUUAAAAAAAGUCUUUCUACGGGAUAGAAACGGACUUAUGAAGUUCCUGAUUUUCAUGUUCGCAUUAUGUUUGGUCCGAGCAAAGUUUACCACAAAGAAUUAUUGCUGUCUCUCCUGCAAAGAAAAACACGUCAUGUGUCAAUAUCCAGAUAAGAAUAAAAUCGGGCCGAAGUGUAAUCAAUUCAUGUCUGUGAAUAUGGAUCCGGCAAAAGUGCUCUACUUGUGUAACAGGAUAAAAAGUGUGAAGGGUGUUUUUGCUGGAGCGAGUGAUUUGAUGGAAAUGUCUUGGGACAUCGAGUUGCAAGAGAUGGCACAGAGGUGGGCGAAUCAAUGCCCGAACGCCUCAGACUCUUGCAGGAAUACAGCGAGAGGUGAGGUGAACCAAAUUGUCGAUUCUGUGAUCAACGAGGAGUUCGUCCUUCCGACGUGGGAGUCGGUCUUUCUGAAAUGGUACAUCGAGGAUAUCCCGUCAUCAGUGAUUAACGAAUACGCCGACGGACGGUACAGGGCCCUGUCCCAGUUGAUAUGGGGUGAAACCCGGUGGGUCGGAUGUGGCGCCAGUUCGCAUAUCAUAGAGGUAGGAAGGGUUAUCACGUUGGUUUGCAAUUAUUCACCCCCUGGUAACGUCCCGUCACAACCCGUUUUCAACAUAAAGGGAGGAAUGUGUACGAACUGCCCAAAAGGGAGUUUCUGCAGCGACAAACAGAACGUCAAUUUGUGCGUACCUCUUGGUGUUCCCAAGAUCGCAAUAAACAAUAUACUUUUAUUCAUUGCAAAUAUACUGAUAUUUCUAUCAGUCUAAAUAUAA
This is a messenger RNA of Cimex lectularius (bed bug), 2490 nucleotides long. RefSeq names its product venom allergen 3-like. Lineage: Eukaryota; Metazoa; Arthropoda; Insecta; Hemiptera; Cimicidae. Bases 1720 to 2484 code for a protein of 254 amino acids. The record is from RefSeq and is a predicted model, not a curated record. The transcript is spliced from 6 exons.